Molecule: messenger RNA, 423 nt
Organism: Saccoglossus kowalevskii
Lineage: Eukaryota; Metazoa; Hemichordata; Enteropneusta; Harrimaniidae
Product: histone H3-like
Source: RefSeq, a predicted model, not a curated record
UCUGUACUCGACAUGGCACGUACCAAGCAAACAGCACGUAAAUCUACUGGUGGAAAAGCGCCACGAAAACAAUUGGCAACAAAGGCUGCUCGCAAGAGCGCACCUGCUACUGGCGGAGUGAAGAAACCACAUCGUUACAGGCCUGGCACCGUCGCUCUUCGUGAGAUCCGCCGUUACCAGAAAAGUACAGAGCUCCUGAUCCGAAAGCUGCCAUUCCAGCGUCUGGUUCGAGAAAUUGCGCAAGAUUUCAAGACCGACCUUCGAUUCCAGAGCUCCGCCGUGAUGGCCCUACAAGAAGCCAGCGAGGCAUACCUAGUAGGUCUUUUCGAAGACACCAACCUGUGUGCCAUUCACGCCAAACGUGUAACCAUCAUGCCCAAAGAUAUCCAACUUGCCCGUCGCAUCCGCGGUGAGCGAGCAUAA